This is a messenger RNA of Portunus trituberculatus (swimming crab), 4132 nucleotides long. RefSeq lists its product as uncharacterized. Bases 1528 to 3372 code for a protein of 614 amino acids. The transcript has 5 exons. The record is from RefSeq and is a predicted model, not a curated record. Lineage: Eukaryota; Metazoa; Arthropoda; Malacostraca; Decapoda; Portunidae.
AGAAAAUAAUGAAAAGUCUUGGUAGAAAAGGAAGGAAAAAGAAGGAAAGAGUAGUAAAGGAACCGGUGUGUGUAUGUGUAAAGGAACAUUAGAGGAACAUAGCAACACAAAAGGAGGAAGUAUAAAGGUGUAUUUGGACGCGUUUCCAAGACAACUUAUUACAAUACAGAACACUGAAAACAUUGACUGCCUAGCCUGCCGUCUUCACUUCCGGACCGGCACACACACGGAAAACAAAAAAAAAAAAAAAAAAAAAAGAAUAGAUAAACUAACAAAAUCGAACGAAAAGGAAGCAAAUUAUAAGAUAAACCGCCAAAGAAGUGUAAUACAAUGCACUGACAACCUUAACAUUCCUUUGCUUAUCUCGUAAAAAAAAAAAAAAAAAAAUCCUGCGAGAAUUAAAACCAAAAAUGAAAAAAAAAAAGAUGAAUGUCAGAAUAUCAGUGAAAAACGUGCGCAGUGCGGCUGUUGACUUGUGAAUUAGUGAAUGAGUUAGAUCGUGACGAAUUACAAACAAGUUGACCCACACUGAUGAUGAAAAACUAGAAGUGUUAUCUAUAAUCUCUGAAAUUGUCUUUACUCUUCCUUAUCCACCAAAGUGCUCCCAAAAACCUUCAAAGCUUCGUGUCUGUUCUUGUUUAAACACCAAAAUAUGCCCAAUAAUCAUGUAAGUCCCAUUUUAAUCCUCCCUUAUCCACCAAAAUGUUCCCCAAAACCUUCAAAGCUUCGUGUCUGUUCUUGCUUAAACACCAAAAUAUGCCCAAUAAUCAUCUAAGUCCCAUUUUAAUCCUACCAGUAAUCGAAUCAACACCUCUAUUCGUCAUCCAAUGCAGAUUAACACAAACCAUGACUCCUCACUCACUUCACAGCAUUCCAGACACUAUAGUCACUCAGGAAAAGACUCCAAACUGAACCCUAAAGGAAUCAGAGCAUUCAUUCAAACUCAGAUGGCGAAAGACCCUCUCAUCUAUAGCAAAUAAUGAGUGAGAGGAGUAAUGGUGCAGCCUAAGCAUGGAGGAAGACACUCAUGAGAGCCAGGAAGCAAGAGAAGUGGCACUUUCCACCCGCUCCUCAGACUGGAAGGAAAACUCGUGUGUCUGUAGCGAAAAAUAAAAAAGAUAAGUAUUGAGAAGCGCUUUGCAUCCUCACCACGACUAUUUUCAAAGGCCAUAAAGAUGAUUAGGCGGGUUCUCAAGAGUGUCUCUUCUAUUAUUACCGUAGAAAUCCCCUUAAUCUGUCACUAAAACCGUAAAAAAAAAAAAAAUUAUAAACGUCUGCAAAUUCAAGUAGACCCUUUGAAAGUAGUCGGGGUGCAACAUAAAAGGUGUUCAGGAUAUGAAUCAAGGUUGAGACAGUAAAAACAGCACAAAUUGAUCUGCCUCCCUAGUGCGUGGCGUGACGCGGCUACCUGGUCACGAACACAAUGACGAGUGACCCUAGUGGGAGUGACACGCUUCUGGGAGACACGAGCAAUGAAUUCACACCGCUGAUGUGAACACUUUGAGUCUGUGCCAGUGACCUUGAGGCAUGGAGGUCAGACGCGCCUCCCUCGCCGGUAAAGCCAUGGAUGUCCCCGCGCCUAAAGAGAAAGGAGGGCGUAUGGACCCCAUAGGCGGCGCAGCGAAGCCCAACGGCGUGGUGGCGGGCGGUAAGCUAGCCAGUUUGAGGGCGCUGAGUGGUGGGCGGCGGAGUGACGAGUUAGCUAACAGAGGAAACUUGUCCGUGGAUGGCCUGCUGGCGAGUAAGGGAGUCAUCAGUAGUGGACCGUUACCUUACAGCGGGGACCUGGCCAGUAACGUAGGCAUCAAUGCGGGCGUGGGUGGCGGAAUGGGCGUGAGUGGCGCGGGCGGCGGUGCGGGUUCACAAGGCUUCGUAGAAUUGUCAAGACGACGGCUGGCUAACGACCCCGCCAUGAUGCGAGAACUAAAACGAUACCAAGAGCUGAUGCUACAAACACUGCUGCCAACCAUCUCCAGUGACGGGGAGCACCACCACGCCCCGCAGCGCCUCCACCUCGCCCAGGACUCCCCAGAAGCCUUUCCAGGCCAGCGAGGACAGCCGGACGGCACGGAUGACCCCGACAGAAACCUGAACGAGCACCUGCCGCGACCUGAACCUACAGACGCAAUCUCUGGUGUCACACAACAUCUGACGCCCCUCCGCCACGCCACCACGCACACAACCAAGUCCGCCUGUAGCCACGAGAGUCAGGGCAGCAGGAGCGUGCCGUCAGGUCCAGCUAGUGCAGGAACACGACUCCCCCACGCUGUCUACCACCACAUGGACACAUCGCCGCGUCCCUCACGCCGGAGAAGAAGUAGCGAUGACCAGCACAGGAGAGGACGUAGAAGGAGUCACGACGAGGGUGCGCACAGACGGAGGAGCCAUGGGGACGAGGCGCGGGAGGAAGAGGUAGAGGAGGAGGAUGUGGAGUCGUCGAGGCUGCAGGGAGCAAAUGCUGGGGAGCUCGACCUCUUGACCCUGGCGGCGCUGUACCUGGAGAGCCGCCACCGCGUGUUUGGCCAGGAGCUGCACCACGCCCCUCCUAACACAAGGCCACACACUCAAGGAGGAACCCAGGGCAUUGUCGGCACAGGAAUCGCAGGGACAGGAAUCGCAGGGACAGGAAUCGCACGUCCUCGCCGUCUCUCACCACUCUCUCCGUCAGACUCACCGCCCAAGGAAGAGAAGGACAAGGAACGUAUGAUUUUCUCCGCAGUGAUGCCAACGCCAGCAGGACUCCACCUCUCUGUCAACUACACGCAGAAUCUUGGUCUUGAGGAGUCAAUAUACCUUGCUGAGCGUGCCCGUGCCCUCCGUCCACGCCUUCGUCGGCUUAACUCACUUGACGACCUCCUCCCCUCAUCAUCGGGCCCCUCCUCCGCCUCCCACCUGCAGAAGGCCACCUCCGCCCCUGACCUUUCCUCCAGCGGCCACGGCAGGAAAGGGAAUCUUGACUUGGUCCUGUCCCGCGUGUCUUCCCAGGACAGCCUCUCCCCGUCCUUAGUCACGCCAGCGAGAGCCAAUACUCCAACGGAGGCCAGACACUCAGCAGCCCUUGUCCGCCCGCAGAUGGUAGGCGGGUCCCUGGCCACGAACUCAACUGUGGACACCGCGAAGACCUCCACCACGCAGGGACAAGGCCAGGACGUGCUUGGUAACCUGACGAAGAAGCGCCAACUUUCCCAUCUCCCAGACUCCUCGCGUGCCGCCCUCCCGCCACCCCGCUUGUCCCUCCGUAGCGCCCGUGUGCCACAGGAGUCCUUGGUGAGGGAUCUGCCCCGCACCCCGCCCCCUACAGCUUCAGAGGGCGUGAGGAGGGUAGGAAGAGUGCAUCUUGAGCCUCUUGGUGUUAGGAAAUCCUCGCAUUGAGAGAGAGAGAGAGAGAGAGAGAGAGAGAGAGAGAGAGAGAGAGAGAGAGAGAGAGAGAGAGAGAGACCAUAGUAUUACUCAAAAGAAGUUAUGGUCAUUGCACGAACCUUGAAGAACAUAUCUUAAUUUUUCUUUUCAUCUGUUUCAUCUGUUUCUUCAUAGCUCCAAUAAAGGAAACAGCGACACACUAACCAAGGAAAGUAAAUGAAGCUUCAAAGAGAGAGCUCGCUGAGGAAACUGAAAACAAAGCGAGAUGAAGGAAAGUAGGAAGACAAAAUAGAGGAAAGGAGACAAAGCAAAAGGAAAGGAAAGGAGUUAGUAAUAGUGGAAGAGAGACAUUUUCACCAUAUAACAAAACUGUGUCACGUGAGAUGAAUGCAGAGUGAAGCUUCGAAAAGAUAACUUGAUAACCUAGGUUUUUGAAGUUUGAGUGAGUAAGUGCAUGAGUGUGUCUGGCUUAUCCCGGGGUGGUGCAGCUUGGCUUGGCGUGGCGUGGUAUUGGCAAGCAUGCGUGUGUGGCUUAAUAAUUCAAAAACUGACGGUCAAUCAAUAGCAACAGCUGACCACUCAGUAUUACCGUGUAUUAUUCAUCUUGACCCAGCAUUCCUCUGUGCGAAUAUGUGUAUAAUCUUCAUCAGGAUAUGUAUUAGGAAAGAGCAUGCCGUAUUUUUGUUCUCCUUCAUCAGUGUAUACAUAAGCUAUUGAAGGCUGUACCUGUGAUAACCUGUCUUUGGAAAACUACGUGAACUAAUUAAUGAAC